AUGAGAAUCUUCCAGGCAGGUCCUUUAGCAGCUGCGCUGUCCGUUUUUAGCGGACUUGCUUCGGCUUCUGUUUUCCAGAACAACACUUAUGACUACAUCGUCGUCGGUGGUGGUCCCGCCGGUAUCAUCAGCGCUGAGAAAUUCGCUGAGGCAGGAAAGAGAGUUCUGCUCCUCGAGCGAGGUGUCGGCCCUACCGUUGCCACCGGCGCCAAUGAGACUCUUGAGUGGAACCACUCUUUGACUCCCAUCGAUCUCCCCGGACUAUCCGCCGACAUUGGUAACCUCGAUGUGUGGAACCAGUACAUUUGCUCCGACACCGAGGGAUAUGCUGCCUGUGUCCUCGGCGGUGGUGUGACCGUUAACUACAUGGUCUUCGUCCACCCACCUGCCCGCGACUUCAACGACAAGUGGCCCAAGGGUUGGAAGUGGAAAAAUGUCGAGCCUGCUGCUGACAGACUCUACAAGCGCAACCCCGGAACCAUUCAGCCUUCCGCCGAUGGCAAGCGCUACGACCAGGCUCUCUACAACGUGCUAUCUAGGUUCCUUGGCGGUCUUGGCUGGAAGUCCGUUGAUAUGAUCGCCCAGCCCAACGAGAAGCACCAUGUCUACAGCCACCCUGCUUGGAACCUCAAGGACCAGAUGCGCGCCGGUCCCGUCCGCACCUACCUCCCCGACGCUGUCAAGCGCCACAACUUCCAGCUCGCGCUUGGCACAAAGGUCAUCCGCCUGAUCCGGUCCGGUAGCGAGGUCACCGGCGUCGAGAUUCAAAACGCCGCUGGCAACUCCGAGAUCAUUACCCUUGCUAACCAGGGUCGCGUGGUGCUGGCCGCCGGUGCCCUUUCUACUCCCCGUGUCCUGUGGAACUCUGGCAUCGGCCACAAGGCUCAGAUUGAAAUCGCUAAGAAGAGCGGUGUUACUGUUCCUCCCCAGGCUGACUGGAUCGAUCUUCCCGUCGGCGUCGGCCUCAAGGACCACCCCAUUUUCUCCAUCGUCUUCAACACCAACACCUCGUUCGGUCUGGUCGACUACGACGGUGUUCUCGACGGAACAGACACCGCUGACAUCUCUCUGUACCGCAAGCACAGCGGUGUCCUGACCCAGGGUAAGCACCGCAUGAUCUUCUUCGAUUCCCAGGAAGUCGACGGCCACACCCAGUACUUCCAGGGUUCCUGUGCACCCACCGCUGAGGGCGUCGUCACCAUCAGCACCUACCUGACACACGGUCUUACCUCGUCCGGUGUCCUUGGCCUCGACUCCACUGGAAAGACUAUCAUUGAGCAGUCGCCCUACCUCCAGACCGCUUCUGACCGCAAGGUUGCCCGCUCUUUCAUCCAGAGGAUGGUCAGCCAGAUCACUGCUCCAUCUACUGGGUUCGAGCUUGAGACCUACCCUAAUGUCUCGGCUAUCCUCAAGUCUCAGAGCCCUGGUAUGCACUACACCAGCACUGCCAAAAUGGGUACCGAUGAUGGCCGCGACAACGGUACUUCCGUUGUUGACACCAACACCAAGGUUUACGGAGUGGACAACCUGUUCAUUGUUGAUGGCAGUAUCCACCCUGACCUCCCCACUGGUAACAUCCAGGCUACCAUCAUGGUGGUUGCCGAGGCUGCAGCAGCCAAGAUUCUUCGCUGCUAA
Messenger RNA from Penicillium soppii, 1635 nucleotides. RefSeq names its product CAZyme family AA3. Gene Ontology annotation, molecular function: flavin adenine dinucleotide binding; oxidoreductase activity, acting on CH-OH group of donors. The coding region runs from base 1 to 1635 and encodes 544 amino acids. Lineage: Eukaryota; Fungi; Ascomycota; Eurotiomycetes; Eurotiales; Aspergillaceae. The transcript has 2 exons. The record is from RefSeq and is a predicted model, not a curated record.